Molecule: messenger RNA, 4297 nt
Organism: Tachysurus vachellii
Lineage: Eukaryota; Metazoa; Chordata; Actinopteri; Siluriformes; Bagridae
Gene: slc2a11l
Product: solute carrier family 2 member 11, like
Exons: 12
Coding region: 49-1554 (501 amino acids)
Biological process (GO): monosaccharide transmembrane transport
Cellular component (GO): membrane
Molecular function (GO): hexose transmembrane transporter activity
Source: RefSeq, a predicted model, not a curated record
GACCAAACCAGAUGAGUCACGAGACUCGUGGAAGAUCUUCUCAGUGCCAUGAUGAAUUCUGUAUUAUCCCUGCUGAAGAACCCUGUGCUUGUUGCAGUCAUUUUGGUCACAGGUAUCGGGGGAACCUUCCAAUAUGGCUUCCACAUUUCCGUCCUCACUGCACCGUCAGCCUACAUUAAAGAGCUGGUGAACAGCACAUGCAUUCAGAGAUAUGGCCUCUCUCUAGAGCACUGGCAACUCUCGCUUAUCUGGUCCUUCAUCGUUUCCAUGUACUGCAUCGGGGGUCUGUUGGGCGCCCUGUGUGCCGGGCGAAUCGCGGUAACCUACGGCAGGAAGAGAUGCCUCAUGCUGAACAACUUGGUGGUCGUCUGUGGAGCUGUGCUGAUGGUGCUGAGCAAAACAGCACGCUCGUUCGAGAUGAUCAUGGUGGGACGGCUCGUCUACGGCAUCGGCGCAGGCGUGGGUCUGACAGUCCACACCAUGUAUGUCCUGGACUGUGCCCCGAAGAGUUUAAGAGGGAUGGUCGGUGCUACUGUGGGCAGUUUCGUCUCACUGGGGAAGUUUUUUGGCCAGCUGCUUGGCCUCAGUGAGAUAAUGGGAACAGAAGCUUUGUGGCCUUUUUUGCUGGCCUUUAGUGCCUUGACUGGUCUUCUGCAGCUUGUCUGUUUGUACUUCCUGCCUGAGUCUCCACGCUUCCUGCUCUUAAACCGGGGAGACAAAUCUGCCUGUGAGAAAGCUCUACAUCAGCUGCGAGGUUCUCAUGCUGACUGCAGAUCAGAGGUGGAGGAGAUGUUAGCAGAGUGUGUGACCGUGCAGACUGUGAGGAACCACAGCGUGCUGGAGCUUUUGCUCGCCCGCUCUGUCCGCUGGCAGCUAUUCACCAUCAUAAUUACCUUCAUCACACUGCAGUUAUGUGGUAUCAAUGCUGUUUAUCUCUAUGCCUCUGAUGUGUUCCGAGCUGCAGGAAUCCCAGCACACAACUUGCGCUACGUGACUUUGGGAACAGGGUUGUGUGAAUUCUCCACUGCAGUCGUCUGUGGGCUGGUAAUUGAGCACACAGGGAAGAAGUUAUUGAUGGUUCGGGGUUAUGUGAGCAUGUCUGUUGCACUGCUCCUACUCACCCUUACUCUGUACCUGCAGGUGCACGUGUCCUGGAUGCCGUACUGCAGCAUGGUGCUCAUCUUCGUCUUCAUCAUCUCCUUUUGCAGCGGACCCUCUUGUAUAACAGCACCCCUGCCUGGAGAGCUUUUCACACAGUCCUUUCAGUCAGCAGCGUACACUGUGGCCUGUACUCUUAACUGGAUGGGGCUGUUCUUUGUGGGAAUGGUGUUUCCUUUAAUAGUGGAGCAUUUAGACUAUUUCUGCUUCCUCAUCUUCUUCGUAUUCUGCUUUUUCACUGCUGUGUUCGUGUGGUACCACGUACCCGAGACGAGAAACAAAUCCGUAAUGGAGAUCACUGCCGAGUUUGAUAGAAUGCACAACAAAGCAAAACACUCAGAGACCAACCUGAAAGCUCUGAAAGACGCAAACACACAGAACGGCACCAGGCUCUGAUUUCACAACCUGUUAAAUGUGCAACAUGUAGGUGGUUUAGACGGCUGAUAAAUAAUACACUGUAUACUCUGAGUGUGCUUCUCACUCACACAUUCAUCCACUCAUUCAACCACUAAUGUAUCCACACAUUCAUCCACACACUCAUUUAUACAUGCAUCCACUAAUGUAUCCACAAAUUCAUCCACUCAUCCACACACUCACUCAUUCAUUCAUCCAUUCAUCCACACACUCAUUCCUACAUUCAUCCACUCAUUCAUCCAUUCGUCCACUUAUUCAUCCACUAAAAUAUCCACUCAUUCAUACAUUCAUCCACUCAUUCUCACACCCAUUCAUCCACUCAUUCAUACCUUCAUCCACUCAUUCACACACUCACCCACAUCUCAUUCAUACAUUCAUUCAUCCACUAAUUUAUCCACUCAUUCACACUCUCAUUCAUACAUUCAUCCACUAAUUUAUCCACUCAUUCACACACUCAUCCAAACACUCAUUCAUACAUUCAUCCACUCAUUCACAUGCUCAUUCGUCCAUUCAUCCACUUAUUCAUCCACUAACGUAUCCACUCAUUCAUUCACUUAUUCAUACAUUCAUCCACUCAUUCACACACUCACCCACAUCUCAUUCAUACAUUCAUUCAUCCACUAAAGUAUCCACUCAUUCAUUCACUCAUACAUACAUUCAUCCACUAAUUCUCACACUCAUGCACACCCUUAUUCAUACAUACAUUCACACACUCAUUUAUCCACUCAUUCAUACCUAAGGAUAAUUUGUAUAUACGGUCCACUCAUUGUUAUGUUUUUGUGCGGUUGGAGGAAGUAGGAGAACGGGGAGGAAACACACACUGACACUGAGAACAUGUGGAAAUCCGGACAGUAUAAUCAUGCUCUUAGAAAACAAAACUUUUUUUACAGACUACACUUUGGUAGUUCAUGAUCACCACCACUAGGUGGCAGCUAAACAAAAAAGACGCCAUUUAUGUUUGUUUUUGUUUGAACAUGUUACUUAUGUGAGUCGCAGUUCAAUAAUAACCCUCAGGUACUCAAAUCCAGUCCUACAGCUCAUCACGAAUUAAACUCACACUCACAACAGGCUUUAAUACAUUAUUUAUCUGCAUAAUUAUUAGCUUCUUCUUGACAACUGUCCAUUAACAGACAAUGAACUGGGCCUGGAGUUGGAUCUGGAUCAUCUCCAUCCUCAACACAGCAGUGGCAUCAGCUAUCAUGGUUAAUGUACAUGGUGUUCAUGGUACGAGUGUCACUGCUGUGUUGAGAAUAGUGUGUUCUUGCUGUGCUUUCUAGAUAAGGCAAUCUCCACGUGCAAACCGUGCAUUCUGCCCAAAUUACACUCACACACCCACACCCAUCUCACGCACUGUCAGUGUCACUGCUACACUGAUAGCACACACACACACACACACACACACACACACACACACACACACACACACACACACACACACACACAGAGACACACACAUGCACACUGCAACACUAUAUCAGCUCAAUAGUGACACUAUGGGGGAGUUAUUAGGAAAUAAAAAAGGAGCUGUGAUUAUUUUAUUUACUGGACAAAUCAUUAUUAUACCACAGUGAUGAUGAACUCUUGAAUCUGAUUGGUCAGAAGGUUUAUUGUUAUUUUCAACAGCAGCUAUGGCAGUAAAUUGGAUCACAGGUUUAUAUGAAUGCACAAGUGUUAUUUCUAGGACUUGCUUCACUUAUAAAAAAUUUAUACUUACUGUUGUGGUUUAAUUUUUUGUUAAGCGAUAUUUAUAUAACAUUAAUGGAAGGAUGUUUUCAAUGUAUUAAGGCUUAUUGUCUCAAUUAAAGUAAGCAUUUAACCAGGUGGACAUGCUACUGGAAAAUACUGGUCUUACCCAAAUCAGUGGAAGUUAAACAGUUGAUCAUUUUAAAUGUAACCAGGUAUUAAAAAGUAAAUGUUUUUAACUGGUGUGAUUACAUUAAUAACAUGAUUUGCUUAAAAACAUUAUUCCACCUCGAACAUGUAACUUUACAAUAUUUGAGACAAUGGACAUUGUCUCAAAACAUCUUAACAUAAAAAAUAUAGAACAAAAUAAUAAGUUUAAUAUACAAAAAUUCAAGAUUAAUAUUAGAAUUAUAUUUAAAUGUGUUUGUAUUUAUCCCCAAUAAACCUGACUGAGGUGACUGUGGUGAGGAAAAAAUGUCCUUAGAUGGAAAAGGAAGAAACCUUGAGAGGAACCAAACUCAAACGUGAACCUCAUCCUCAUUUGGAAGGUGUGAUUAUAAAGUGUUAUAAACACCGGAGACUGUUAUUAUGAAUAAUGUCCUUUCUACAGUCAGAUACAGUCCGACAAUUGUUGUAUAGAUGAGGAGGUUACUGUCCUCAAACACAACAUGGAGUUUGUAACUUCUCAUUGAAGGUCAGAAAUCUUCAUGAAGUGCAACACAUCCUGAGCUGGUACAAUCUCUAGAUGCCUCGAAAUGGGUAGAAAAAGAAAAGCAAGUGGAGAGGAAUUAGUGUAGCUGCUGUUCAUGAUAAUAACCAGCACUAGAUAGAUAAUGUGCAUGUAAUCAGAUCUACUUGAGAACAGGGUUAUGGGAUGUAUUAUGUGUAUGUCUGGCUAAAGAGAUAUGUCUUUAAUCUACAUUUAAACUGGGAGAGUGUGUCUGAGCCCUGAACACUGUCAGGAAGGAGAUUCCAAAUAGUCCUGUGUUUUUGUGUAGCACCAUGGUCUUAGACAAACGUAUGAUUUUAUGAUGCACUGUAC